This is a messenger RNA of Mya arenaria, 446 nucleotides long. Its product is annotated as N-lysine methyltransferase KMT5A-like. Gene Ontology annotation, molecular function: protein binding. The record is from RefSeq and is a predicted model, not a curated record. Lineage: Eukaryota; Metazoa; Mollusca; Bivalvia; Myida; Myidae. Bases 6 to 446 code for a protein of 146 amino acids. The transcript has 5 exons.
UUGAGAUGCCUGUGCCAGGAAAGAGAAAAUCCCCAAAAGAUAUUGCCCUUCAAUGGGUUGAGAAAGGCGACCCAGAUGGAUUUUCUAUAGACAUGUAUGGCUUUAAAGGCAGAGGUAUAAAGACUCUUAUAGGAAGGGACCGAGGUGAAUUACUCUUGCACUAUACUGGAGAGAAGAUUUCAGGGGACGAAGGCGAACGAAGAGAAAGACGUAAAUCAACUGGAUACCGUUUUUUCUUUGAUAGUAAUGGCCAAAAGUUAUGUGUGGAUGCAUCAAAGGAGUCUGGUAGACUGGGAAGAUUAGUAAAUCAUGGAAAUAAGAAAGAAGCAAACUCCUUCAUGAAACAUGUUGAUGGGCAUUUGUUCAUUUUUGCUUUAAGAAAGUACAAACCUUUUGCUCCACAAUUCUCAGAGACAGACAACACAUCUCUAGAGGUUGGUGGUUGA